AGGGCGGCGGCCGCGCAAGACCCAAGACAUCGAGGUCGCCGCCGAGGUCGCGCCAGGCACGCGCGCGCGCGUUAACGCAGUGCAUCGCAGCCUCGCAGAUCCACAUCGAUCGCAUUCGUGCGCUGGCGAAAGAUGAGAAGGAAUGCGUGCAUUUUGGCGCUGCUGUGGGUCACGGCUGCAGCCGAAGAUUGCGGCGUGCCCGUGGACCGCAUCAACGACGACUACUGCGACUCGCCCGAUGGCUGCGACGAGCCAAACACCAGUGCCUGCUCAACGGUCGCAGCCGCGAGGCGCUUUGAAUGCCCGGACGAGGGCUCCGGCACCACACUGAUUCCGGCGAGCCGAAUAGGAGACGGCGUCUGCGACUGCUGCGACGGCUCGGACGAGGUGAGUGGGUGUGAAGAUGAUUGUGAGGCGCGCCGGUCACAAGCGCGCGAGAAAGAGGAGGCCGAGAGAGCAGCCGAGGCCGCGGGCGUCGCCGCGCGGAAGGACAUGGCCUGCGCCGCGAAGCGCGGCCGGGAGGUGGCGCGGCGCCAGCUCGCCGCGUCCGAGCGCGACCUCGAUGGGAUGCAGGCGAAGAUCGACGCCGCGCGGGAGAAGCGCGACGCGGCACGCGCCGAGGCGGACGAAUUAAGGGACGCGGCGGCGGCGAAGGAGAUGUACAGGGCGCUCCACUUAGACGCGCUGACGGCAGACCAACUUCGGGGGCUGGUUGUGGACCUCGCGCGCGAGGCAAAUCAGGGCGACGCGCUCGUGCGGCUCGCGCGCGUCGCGAACGGCCUGCCGGAGGCGGAGGAGCCCGAGCCUGAGCCCGAGGCUGAACAGGAGCCGGAACCCGAGCCCGAGGCCGAGCCCGAGGCCGAGCCUGAGCCGGAGCCGGAGGCCGCGGCGCCGGCGGAGGAGCAGGAGGACGCCGCGUCGACGGAAGAAGCGGAGGAGCCCUUCGCCCGGACGCUCGAGGACGCCGACGGCGAGUACGUGCAGACGCUGGAGUUGGAGGACGAGGACGGAGACGACCUGCCGGGCGAGAGCGACCUCGACGCCGCCGAGGCGGCGGCCGACGCCGAAGACGACGCCGCUGCUGCCGACGACGACGACGCCUUCGCGGAGUUCGACGCCGCCGAGGAGGAGGCCGAGGCUGGCGCCGACGCGGAUGCCGCCGCCGACGAGGCCUACGGGGGCUUCGACGAGGGCUUCGAUGAGGACUUCGACGACCACGCCUACGACGACUACGACGACUUCCCGGGCGACGCCGACUACGACGACGACGAAGAGCGAGAGGGCACCUUCGCGGAUCUGGAAGAUGAGGACUUCGCCGACGACGAGUACGGCGAUAUACCGGACGACGUCUUCCCGGACGAGUAUCCCCCUACCCCAAGUUAUGAUGAUGACUAUUCGUAUGACGAGGGCGAUACGCGCCUGGCUCUGGAGACGUACCGUGAUAGUGAAGAAAGUUACCUGUCGUCCUCGAAACGUAAAAAGCUGGAGGCGCUGGAGGAUACGCUAAAUGAGUUGGAGCGCGCGCGCGACGACAAUGAGGAUAAGCUGAGGGAGAGUAAAGCUGCGUUGGGCGACGCCGACUAUGGUGACGACGGCGCAAGGUGGGCGUUACGAGAUAAAUGCGUCUCCCGAACGCUGCAGGGCUACCUGUACGAGGUCUGCUUCUACAAGAACGCCCGGCAAGGGAGUACGAGACUCGGCGACUACCGGUCGACCGACGGGAGCGUUCUAACGUACGACGGCGGCGAGUACUGCUGGAACGGACCCGCGCGGUCUUUGAUAGUAAACCUCGAGUGCGGCGCCGCGAAUGAGCUCGUGAGCGUCGACGAGCCGCGGACCUGCGUCUAUCAAGCUAUUGUGCGAACCCCAGCGGUUUGCGGCUCGACACAAGAGGUCGGCGACGAGUGCGCGCCGCCCCCCGAGAGCAGUGGAGGGUUCCUGCGGUUUCUGGGAUUAGGUUAAGUAUAUGAUGUAUUA
Messenger RNA from Pelagomonas calceolata, 1977 nucleotides. NCBI's taxonomy places the organism in Eukaryota, Pelagophyceae, Pelagomonadales, Pelagomonadaceae. The record is from the annotation of a GenBank genome assembly.